AUAUAUUAACAUUACGAUAUGAUAUAGAAUUAUAGAGAGUACGUACCUAAAAUAUAAUAACUUGUUUGCAGGAUGACCAAGUCAAACCUAGUGGUUCGUAUUAAGUGUGUAACUGUACCUCUCCACUCAAGUUGAAACUAGACUCGCAUUAUAAAUACAAACUCAUCCCCUUGUAACUCCCCUUCAUAUUCAUUUCACCAAUCUCUUAUCUUCUUCUCCCUCUCUGUCUCUCAGACUCUCACUCUUAUUAUGCUCUCUAAACACAACACAAAAAUGUCCAUAAUUGUUGGCCAAGCUUACCAAAAUCUUCCCAAGAAGCAAGUAAGCCCAAACUCUGACUUGGGUGGAUGGAGUUUUCUGCAGUGUCUCUCUGAGACCAAAGGCAUUUUCCAAAACAGAGGAGACGACGUCACAAAGAAAACAGCUUACGUCCACCCGAUUGAGAAGCGUCCGGUAGCUAAACUGAGCCUAGAGAUGUGCACAGAGAGCCUCGGGACCGAGAAUGGGAGUGAUAGUGGAGACGAGAUCUCGUUACUUGCGCUCGAAGGAACCAAUGAUACUUCAAUGAGUCAUCUUACUACGAAACCUCAAAAAGAAACCAACCUUAUGACCCGUGAAAACAGUUUUCCUCCGCCGUUAAGCUCCGUCAACGGAUUCAACAGUAGGCGUAUGGUGAAAUCGUAUAAGGAAGACGGUCGUCUUGUUGUCCAAGCGAUUAGGGUUUGUUCACCACCUCGUUGCUUUGUAUCUGAACGUCGUGAAGGAAGGCUUCGUCUCUGUUUAUCAGAGAACACCUCACUUAGCCAUGAUGGAGAUGAAGAGUUUGAAGAAGAUGAGUAUGAAAUCGAAGCUCAUGGAGAUGAAGAAGAAGUAGAAGACGAUGGAGUGGAAGAAGAAGAAGAAGAAGAAGAAGAGGAGGGCAUAAUGGGGAAUAACGUGAACUUUGAGGGUGAAAAUGGAAAGAAAAAGUUAAGCAGAAGGCCAAAAAGGAGAUGCCAUGAGAAUGGAUGUGAGGCUACAACGAUGCGUAACUGGAAGCCGCAGCAAUUUUGGGUGACCACUACUUAAUGGAAAACUCAACUCAGCAAAUAAAUUAAUUUUAAAUAAUAAUUAUAUGGCUUAUUUAUUUUUAUUUUUUGAGUGUGGUUUAAUUAUAUUAUGAAGAAAGUGUUUUUAUUAGUCGUCCAAUUGUAUGAGUACGGCUUUCUAAUUCUAUUUAUAAACUUAUAAAACGUGAGUUAUUACAUACA
Messenger RNA from Capsella rubella, 1250 nucleotides. RefSeq names its product protein FANTASTIC FOUR 1. The transcript has a single exon. Bases 250 to 1068 code for a protein of 272 amino acids. Lineage: Eukaryota; Viridiplantae; Streptophyta; Magnoliopsida; Brassicales; Brassicaceae. The record is from RefSeq and is a predicted model, not a curated record.